Messenger RNA from Labrus bergylta (ballan wrasse), 1623 nucleotides. RefSeq names its product proteasome 26S subunit, non-ATPase 8 (gene psmd8). Gene Ontology annotation, biological process: proteasome-mediated ubiquitin-dependent protein catabolic process. Gene Ontology annotation, cellular component: nucleus; cytosol; proteasome regulatory particle, lid subcomplex. The record is from RefSeq and is a predicted model, not a curated record. NCBI's taxonomy places the organism in Eukaryota, Metazoa, Chordata, Actinopteri, Labriformes, Labridae.
UCCGAGUUCAGCUGGCGCAGGUUGGUCGUGUAGAAAACGCGGUCGGCGUCGUCCCACACGAAGAAGUCCCCGCCCAGGCAGAAGAAUCACCAUGGCGUUGAAAGAGACCGCUGGUCUGUACGAGACACUGAAAACAGAGUGGAAUAAGAAAAACCCAAACCUGAGUAAAUGCGGGGACCUGCUGAGCAAACUCAAGGUGUCCUUAUUGGAGCUGAACUUUUUACCUACCAGUGGGUCCGCCCUGACCAAGCAGCAGCUCAUUUUAGCUCGUGAUGUCCUUGAAAUUGGAGCCUUGUGGAGCAUCCUCAAGAAGGACAUACCAUCCUUUGAGAGAUACAUGGCCCAGCUAAAAUGUUACUACUUCGACUACAAGGAGGAACUGCCUGAUGCUGCCUACAUGCACCAGUUACUUGGACUUAACCUGCUGUUCCUGCUCUCACAGAACCGCGUGUCUGAGUUUCACACAGAACUUGAGAGACUGAGUGCGCGGGACAUUCAGACCAACGUAUACAUCAGACACCCAGUAUCCCUAGAACAGUACUUGAUGGAGGGAAGCUACAACAAGGUAUUUCUUGCAAAAGGAAACAUACCUGCUGAAAGCUACACUUUUUUUAUAGAUAUUCUGCUCGACACCAUUCGUGAUGAAAUCGCAGGUUGCAUAGAGAAAGCAUAUGAGCAGAUCCAGUUCGGAGAAGCUACGCGUGUGCUUUUCUUCAGUUCUCCAAAAAAGAUGACUGAGUACGCCAAGAAGAGGGGCUGGAGUUUGAGCCAAGACGGCUAUUACUCUUUCACCAGUCAGCAGCAGCGGACAGAAGAGGUGACCAUUCCCUCUACAGAGCUGGCACAACAGGUCAUCGAAUAUGCACGACAGCUGGAAAUGAUUGUGUAAUCCGCCCCCAGGAACACUCUCAGCCAUGUACAGACACACUCAGAUACUCACGCUGCUGAUUCAGUACACAUCCUGUCAGUUCAAACACAAUUUCCCGGAGGAAUAUAAAUGCUAUGAUUGCCAGAGUGGUUGACAAUUUGCCCACAUCUUUCAAAUUAAUUACCAUUUAUUUUGCCUGGAUGCUCUAACGUGUCUGAAUGCGCUCCUCCUAUUUUAUUUAAAGGAUGAAAAAAAACUUAAAAGUAUCAUAAGAGAACAGUCUGUUCAGCAGCAGAGCUACCUUUAUGGAAGACAUUUACUGGUUUAUAGUCGUUACUUAAUUUGUCCAAGAUACCAAUGGUUCACCAUUAGACUGAUCUUUUUAUGGGUCACUCCCAGUUGGUGUCCUUAUGACCAUAUACUACGUCUACACUUUUGGGUCUCAACUGUUUUACAUGUUUAUCUCAAUCACCACCCCAUGACUUUGCCUUACAGUGUCACAAAAAAACUGUCAAUAGAACCCCCUUGUUUCCCCCCCAAAUUAAAUCAAACACUUUUUGUAUACAAAGUUCAUUUUUCUCUUAGCAGAGCUCACAGAAAUGUGUUGCCCUUGCCUUGUAUCCUAGCAACUGAGAGGAUUGCCAUUGAAGUUUGUGUUUUUUAAACGGUAAUGCCUCUUCCUCCCUAGAUGGUUUGUAAUCCAGUUGAUCUCACAAUUGAAUUCUUUGUCUGCAAUAAAUGAUUCCGAAAAGAAA